AUGACUUUUAUGGACACGGCUGGAUACUAUGACCCCAUUCAAUAUCCUUUACUCUUUCCAUAUGGUUCUUAUGGAUGGUCGAUUAAUAGUCUUGACACUAAUGGAAGAACUAUUCCUUGCCGAGCUUUCUAUGCCUACCUCUUUCAAAUACGGCUACAUGUCAUAUCCAUCAUCUUAUUAGCAGGGCGAUUAUUCCAGCAAUUUAUAGUUGAUAAUUUUGUCAAAAUUGAGGCUAAUAAGCUGAGAUGGCUUCGAGACCAUCAAGAUACCAUAAGAGCUGAAUUAUACCAAGGCUUGCAAGAUUGUUUGGAUGCGGGAGAACUCAAUCCAGUAAAUGCCGGUAAAAAAACUAUUUUGCCUUCUUCGUUUGUUGGAAGCCCACGAGACAUGAACCAACGAUACCAAGAUGCAAUGGCAUUGGUUCAACAUUAUGGAAAGCCUGACCUUUUUGUGACUAUGACAUGCAACCCAACAUGGAGAGAGAUUGUGGAAGAGUUAUUGCCCGGUCAGACACCACAAGAUCGCCCCGACUUAAUCACCAGGAUAUUUCAUGCAAAAUUUGAGGAGUUUAAGAGUGAUGUUGUUGACAAAAGUGCCCUUGGAAAGGUUGUGGCGUAUGUUUAUGUUGUUGAGUUCCAGAAAAGUGGUCUUCCACAUGUCCACAUGUUACUAAUACUGGAUGAAAAUGAUAAACCAAGAUCACCUGAAGAAUAUGACAAAAUUGUCAGAGCUGAGAUACCUGAUAGAGAUGAGGAGCCACGAUUAUAUGAUGUUGUUCUUAAACAUAUGAUCCAUAAACCGUGUGGUGCUGGACGUCGAAAUUCAUCUUGCAUGGAAAAUGGAGUUUGUAAACGAAAAUUUCCUAAAUCAUUUUCUGCAAGUACUAUCCAAGGUGAUAACUCUUACCCUAUUUACCGUCGUCGUGGUGAUCGCCCUGCAGUACCUUUGCAUGAGAAUAGCACAACAUAUGUUGAUAAUAAGUGGGUUGUUCCAUAUAAUUCAUGGCUUCUACUAAAGUAUGAUUGUCAUAUUAAUGUAGAGAUUUGUAGUAGCAUCAAGUGUGUCAAAUAUUUAUACAAAUAUGUGCACAAGGGUGUCGACCGUGUUUCCAUGGAAGUUCGAACAGGAUCAGAAAACAACGAGAUUCAACAAUUUGUAGAUGCUAGAUGGGUUUGUGCACCAGAGGCAUUAUGGAGAAUUUAUCAAUUUACACUUACUCGAAUGUGUCCAUCUGUGGAACGAUUACAACUCCACCUACAAAAUCGGCAACAGAUAAGGUUUAACACAAAUCAAUCUAUUGAAGAUAUCCUCCAAAUGCCACAAAACUCGCGAACCAUGCUCACUGAAUUCUUUAAGAUGAAUGUCUCUGAUCCUGAAGCAAGGAAGUACCUUUACAUAGAAUUCCCUCAACAUUAUCGGUGGUUAACAUCAUCAAAAAACAUGGAGAAAAAGGAGGAAUAA
Spinacia oleracea (spinach) is the source of this 1461-nucleotide messenger RNA. RefSeq lists its product as uncharacterized. NCBI's taxonomy places the organism in Eukaryota, Viridiplantae, Streptophyta, Magnoliopsida, Caryophyllales, Amaranthaceae. Bases 1 to 1461 code for a protein of 486 amino acids. The transcript is spliced from 3 exons. The record is from RefSeq and is a predicted model, not a curated record.